ACGUGGGUUUGUUGGUAGGCGGGCUAGGGAGAGUUUGUGUAGCUGAGGAGGCUUUGCCCCAGCCUAAGUGUGGGGCACAGCGGGAUAACUCCGGUCCAGCCCCGCCGGCAUGGGGGGCAGCGAGAGCAGCUACGGGAACAGGAAAGUCUCCUUCGGGCUGGAUGAGCAGGAGCGAGUGCGGGUGCUGCAGGGCAUCAGGCUCUCUGAAGAUGUAGUGAAUCGAAUGAAGGAAACUCCUCAACUUAAAGGAGACCAGAGACCAUCUUCCUUUUCUUCUUCAUCCUAUGACACUGCAUCACCACCACAAGCUGCAGAAGGGAAACCCAAGUCUACUACAGAAGUCCAUCCACCAACUACCAGUAGCUCUGGUCGGAAGCCCUCUGAGGCAGAGGAGGACCUGUACAAAAGGUAUGAGCGAGAGCAGGCACUGGUCCAAGAGGAGCUGCUCCGGCUGGCCAAGAGGGAGCGGGAGUCCGCCAACGAGUGUCUCAGUACAACCCUCCAACGGGAAAAGAACAACACCAAUGAAGAGAAGCAGAAAGCAGCUCAGCUGGCACGUGAGCUACAGUGCAAAGAGGCGGAGUUGAAACGGCGAGAUGCCUUCUGUAAGGAGCAGUUGGCCCGUAUUGAGAGGAAGAAUGCUGAAAUCUACAAGCUGACAUCAGAACAAUUCCAUGAGACAGCCACUAAUGCAGAGAACCACAUAAAUGUACUGAGGGAUGGAGAAAGAAAAUGGAACUUCCCCUUUAACGAACAAAGACCUGAUUUAGCUUACUCAGUGGGAGGGGGAGAGGAGGAUCUGAAAUCCUGGAUUUCAUGUGUACACAGCCUUCCUUCCCAUUGGACAGCAGAGAAUCAAAGGCGAAGGAACACUGAGCCUCUGUGUGCAGGACUGCAGUCUGAGAUUCUGAAGUGCUACCAAGAAAACAAGCAUGAAGUGCUCAAGUGCUCAGAGCUGGCCAAGGAGUACCAGCGCUGUGUUAGUGCAGCACAGAAGGAUCUGUUGGUUAACUAUGAAUAAACUCCGGCAGCCACCAAAGAACAGAGCACAGGACCCAGAGGCCCUUGGAAGCCCAGCAUCAUUCUGGAUUUGUGCUGAUCAAAAUUGGUGCCUUUUGUCCGUAGCAGUCCAAGAAAAUGACACAGUUUCUCUUCUAAAUGCCUGCAUGUACUGGUCUUGCUGGAUGUUUUUGGAGUUUGGGGCCAAGGGAGGGCUUGAGGGGCAGCAUCGUUCUGCCAAAUGUGCUUCACCUUUUGUGUUCGUUCAUUGUGAAAAGAAGCUUAUGAACACAAAUACCCAACGCAUGGCACAUAACUCAGCAGUCCAUGUGACCCGAGGUCCAGUAAACUUCGUACUAGUUUUGGUUUAACUUACCCAAUCUGUGUUUCAAGCACUGUUGCCUUUGUCCUUGUGCUCCAGUGAAAAGCAUCUGAAGUAUUUGGAGAAGCAACCCUGACCUGCUUGUUAGGAUUAACUGUUCCUACCAUGCUCUUGUGGUUAAUACUAGCAAACACAUUCCUUCCCUUCCAAGGCUCCCUCCUGAGAACAAUAAACUGUUUAAUGGUCA
Messenger RNA from Pelodiscus sinensis (Chinese soft-shelled turtle), 1568 nucleotides. It is a transcript of the gene CHCHD6, whose product is annotated as coiled-coil-helix-coiled-coil-helix domain containing 6. The record is from RefSeq and is a predicted model, not a curated record. NCBI's taxonomy places the organism in Eukaryota, Metazoa, Chordata, Testudines, Trionychidae. Gene Ontology annotation, cellular component: MICOS complex; mitochondrion. Gene Ontology annotation, biological process: cristae formation; DNA damage response.